Messenger RNA from Cornus florida, 974 nucleotides. RefSeq names its product probable peroxygenase 4. The coding region runs from base 197 to 805 and encodes 202 amino acids. Gene Ontology annotation, molecular function: monooxygenase activity; calcium ion binding. The record is from RefSeq and is a predicted model, not a curated record. The transcript is spliced from 7 exons. NCBI's taxonomy places the organism in Eukaryota, Viridiplantae, Streptophyta, Magnoliopsida, Cornales, Cornaceae.
UGUCUGUUCCACUUGCUAGUUACUUUGCAGUAGUAUAUAUAGUAGAGCAGUGUGGAGCCAAAGCUCAAGUAAAGCAAAACCCUUUGGCUCCAUUAUUUCAAGGAAAAUUUGGGUUUCCAAUAAUUUUCCAUACCCCUCUCUCUCUCUGCAAUUUUGGAGUCAAGAAUUUUCGCUCUCUACAAUCAAGAAACCAUUCAUGGGCUCGUUAACUGUUGAUUCCAAGAACACUACUGAACACCAGGGAGUGGAUGUUCAAGAGAAUGUUCUGCAGAAACAUGUUGCUUUCUUCGAUCGGGACAAAGAUGGAAUCAUUUAUCCAUGGGAGACUUUUCAAGGUUUUCGUGCAAUUGGAUGUGGAUAUUUCUUGUCCUCUUUCGCUGCCAUUUUCAUCAAUGCUGGACUCAGUGGCAAAACUCGUCCUGGAAAAUUCCCUUCUCUGCUCUUCCCAAUUGAGAUUAAGAACAUCCAGAGAGCCAAGCAUGGGAGUGACUCUGGUGUCUACGACUCUGAAGGAAGGUUCGUCCCUUCAAAGUUUAAUGAGAUCUUCAACAAGCAUGCACAUACAAAUGAAAACACUCUAACAUCAGAUGAAUUAAUGGGACUGCUGAAGGCGAAUAGGGACCCCAAGGACUACGGAGGAUGGCUUGCAAGCUACACAGAGUGGAAGAUCUUGUAUGUCCUUUGCAAGGACAAGUAUGGUUUACUUCACAGAGAGACAAUCAGAGCUGUUUAUGAUGGAAGCCUGUUUGAACAGAUGGCUAAGGAGAAAGCUUCAGCUGGGAAACAAAAUGUUGCUUCUGUGUAAAAAAGGGCAGUUCAUAAGAUUGGCCCAGGUGGUUGGGUCCAGCAGGAUGGAUGGUUUUGGUUUAGACCCAAGCUUGCAUGUGGGUGUAAUAAUGUUUAGCUAUUGUAGAAGUGUUUGUUGAUUGUUUCAAAUGAUAUAUUUAUUUGAUUACAUGAUAUUUUCUUAUGCA